AUGGUUUUCAGUGCGAUAGUAGUGACAUCAGCCUUGAAGAGCGCUAUUGGCUUAGUGGGUACAGGUUUAUGGCUCAUACCAUUGUUAAUCGCGGGCCUUUCUUACUAUCGUUACGAUCAACUGGAUCCUGAGAGUCGCCUCAUCGACAAGCACCCUCUCUACUCUGAUUACGAUUUCAUCGUAAUCGGAGGCGGAUCGGCUGGAGCGGUAAUUGCCAGUCGACUAUCGGAGAUACCGAACUGGAAUGUGCUGUUAUUAGAGGCUGGCCCAGAUGAAAAUGAGAUUACAGACGUGCCAUCUUUGGCUGCGUACUUGCAGCUGACCAAGUUGGAUUGGAAUUACAAGACUGAGGCUACAGGUAAAGCUUGCUUAGCUAUGAAGGGUGGCCGUUGUAAUUGGCCAAGAGGUAAAGUUUUAGGCGGAAGCAGUGUUCUUAACUACAUGUUGUACGUGCGUGGUAAUAAACAAGACUACGAUCAUUGGGAAUCGCUCGGUAAUUCCGGUUGGGGAUACGACCAAGUUCUCUAUUACUUCAAAAAAUCAGAAGACAAUCGAAAUCCAUACUUGCAGAGAAGUCCAUAUCACGCGACCGGUGGUUACCUAACGGUACAGGAAUCGCCAUGGAAGACUCCCUUAGUGGUUGCUUUUGUCCAAGCAGGCGUUGAAUUGGGAUACGAAAACAGGGACAUAAAUGGCGAAAAGCAGACGGGCUUUAUGAUAUCUCAAGGAACUAUUCGCAGAGGAAGCAGAUGCUCCACCGCGAAGGCUUUCUUGCGGCCUAUACGAUUACGCAAGAACAUUCAUAUAGCUAUGAACAGUCAUGUGACAAGAAUUGUGAUUGAUCCGUUAACUAUGAGAGCGAUUGGCGUCGAGUUUGUUAGGAAUGGUCGCAGGCAGAUAGUGAGAGCACGCAAGGAAGUGAUAUUAUCAGCAGGUGCCAUUAACAGUCCUCAAAUUUUGAUGCUGUCGGGGAUCGGACCAAAGGAACAUUUACAACACGUUGGUAUUCCUGUUAUCAAAGAUCUUCGAGUCGGCGACAAUCUUCAGGAUCAUGUCGGAAUGGGUGGAUUGACAUUUUUGGUUGAUAAACCAGUCGCUAUAGUUCAAGAUCGUUUUCAACCGGUUCCGAUGAUGAUGCAUUACGUAGUUAACGGCCAAGGUCCCAUGACGACCUUGGGUGGCGUUGAAGGUUAUGCUUUCGUGAAUACAAAGUAUGCCAAUCACUCUAUCGAUUAUCCGGACGUGCAAUUCCACAUGGCGCCAGCCUCUAUUAAUUCCGACGCGGGUGUACAAGUUCGGAAAGUUUUAGGGUUAACGGACGAAGUAUACAAUACCGUCUACAGACCAAUUACCAAUCGAGACGCCUGGACCAUCAUGCCUCUUCUGUUAAGGCCCAAGUCUCGUGGUACUGUACGUUUGAGAAGUUCCAAUCCUUUUCAUCAUCCUAUUAUCAAUGCGAAUUACUUUUCCGAUCCUAUGGACAUUGCCGUCCUAGUGGAAGGUGCGAAGCUUGCGAUCAAAGUCAGCGAGGCGAAAGUUUUUAAACAAUUUGACUCGAGACUUCAUCGCGUUAAGCUACCGGGAUGCAAACACUUCAAAUUCGACACUGACGCUUACUGGGAAUGUCAGAUUCGACAUAUUUCUAUGACAAUUUAUCAUCCUGUAGGUACCGCCAAAAUGGGACCGCCGACCGAUCUUACUGCCGUAGUGGAUCCUAGAUUGAGGGUUUAUGGUAUCGUGGGACUUCGAGUUAUCGAUGCGUCUAUCAUGCCGACAAUAAGCAGCGGUAAUACAAACGCUCCUGUCAUUAUGAUCGGUGAGAAAGGUGCUGACCUCAUUAAACAAGAUUGGUCGGCUACCAUCAUUGAUAGUUAA
Molecule: messenger RNA, 1875 nt
Organism: Cyphomyrmex costatus
Lineage: Eukaryota; Metazoa; Arthropoda; Insecta; Hymenoptera; Formicidae
Product: glucose dehydrogenase [FAD, quinone]
Exons: 1
Coding region: 1-1875 (624 amino acids)
Molecular function (GO): flavin adenine dinucleotide binding; oxidoreductase activity, acting on CH-OH group of donors
Source: RefSeq, a predicted model, not a curated record